AUGAGCGAAGCAGAGGCUGUCCAAAACCCUGUCGAGGUGAAGGAGGAGACGAUGGAGCAGCCCGCGGCCGCUGAGACCAACGAGGCCAGCGAGACCAAGGCCGAGGAGACCAAGGCCGAGGAGACCAAGGCAGAGGAGCCCAAGGAGGCCGAGGAGCCCAAGGAGGCUGAAGAGACCAAGGAAGCCAGCGAGGCCAAGGAGACUGAAGAGACCAAGGAGGCUGGCGAGGCCGAAAAGAAGAAUGGCGCCAACAUCCUCAAGACCACGGCCAAGAUUGACCGCGAGAACCUGCAAAGCAACCGCAAGUUUGACCCCUCUGUCAAACCGGUGACUGACGAUCCCGAGGAGAUCAGGAAGCAGGUCGAGUUCUACUUUGGCGACUGGAACUUCCCCCAGGACAAGUUCAUGUGGGAGACGUGCGGAGGAUCAGAGAACAAGCCCAUGUCGAUCGCCACGAUCCACUCAUUCAAGCGCAUGCGCUGCUUCCAGCCUUACAGUGCCGUUGUUGCCGCUCUGAGGGAAAGCAAGUUCCUGGAGGUGUCUGGAGAGGAGGGCAAGGAGGUGGUGAAGCGCAAGGUGCCCUACAAGCCCAUGGCGACCUCCAAGGCCAAGGCCGAGGCUGCCACUGUCUACGCCAAGGGCUUUGGUGACGAGCAGCCCGACACCCAGUUCGAGCUGGAGAAGUUCUUUGCCCAGUUUGGCGAGGUCAACGGACUGAAGCUCCGCCGUACCAACGAGGGCCUGUUCAAGGGCUCCGUCUUCGUCACAUUCGCCGACGAGGAGACGGCCAAGAAGUUCCUUGCCCUGGAUCCCGCCCCCAAGUGGAAGGAUCACGACCUCAAGAUCAUGUCCAAGCGUGACUACUGCGAGGAGAAGAGCGAGCUGAUCAAGCAGGGAAAGCUGGCGCCCAACGGAACAUCGCAGAAGAGGUUCUACGAGGGCAAGGAUUACGGCAAGAGGACUCUGCGCAGCGGUGCCUCUGGCGACCAGGACGACUGGAAGAAGCGACGUGACCAGGACCAGAAGAAUGGCUUCAAGGGAGGCCGCGGAGGCGGUCGUGGCCGCGGUGGACGGGGUCGAGGUGGUCGGGGCGGCCGUGGCGGCCGUGACCGCGACUCUGGCCGACAGGAGAAACGUGUGGAUGCUGCCGCAACUAACCUCAAGAGGCCCCGGGACGAGGAGGAGUCUGCAGCCCCCGCUGCCAAGAAGGUCGAUACCAAGGACGAGUGA
Molecule: messenger RNA, 1230 nt
Organism: Trichoderma citrinoviride
Lineage: Eukaryota; Fungi; Ascomycota; Sordariomycetes; Hypocreales; Hypocreaceae
Exons: 3
Coding region: 1-1230 (409 amino acids)
Biological process (GO): RNA processing
Cellular component (GO): nucleus
Molecular function (GO): mRNA binding
Source: RefSeq, a predicted model, not a curated record